This is a messenger RNA of Caenorhabditis elegans, 1973 nucleotides long. RefSeq names its product BRCA1-associated protein homolog 2 (gene brap-2). Bases 5 to 1777 code for a protein of 590 amino acids. Gene Ontology annotation, molecular function: zinc ion binding; ubiquitin protein ligase activity. Lineage: Eukaryota; Metazoa; Nematoda; Chromadorea; Rhabditida; Rhabditidae. The record is from RefSeq and is marked reviewed. Gene Ontology annotation, cellular component: cytoplasm. Gene Ontology annotation, biological process: protein ubiquitination. The transcript has 8 exons.
GUGUAUGAGCAGUCUUUACGUGCCAUUAGUUUUACGGCUCGAAGUGAGAGACCGGACAAAAAUCGUGCAAUCUUUUAUCGACGACUCGAAAGCAGGAAGUGAAUCCCCACUGGCAGGUGAACGGACUCGUCAGAGACUAGUCAAAAAAGGAAAUACUCCUCCAAAAAAGGAACUGAAAGGCAGAGAAGAAGAUCCGCCAAUUGGAGUUAUGUCAUCCGAGCCAUCACACAACUACCACAAAGGACGACGGACCUAUUCUGAAGUGGUCAUCGAAUCUUUAGAUGGAGAAAAACUUGUUGACUCGAGUUCUUCGGUUGCCGGAACAUCGGAAAAAUCUGGUGGAAGAUCUGUUUCAGAAGGACCACCUGACCAAGUUGCCUAUUAUUCUGGAAAUCCUCUCACGGAAAAGACCGAAGGAAUUAUGCAUUUUUACAAGUACAAUGAUGAGAAGUUGACAAAAGUUGCACAGUGCCGAAUGUUGUGUAUGUAUGCUGUACCAGCACAAGUUGAAGUUCGUGAGAUUAUAUCAUUCAUGUGUAUCUCACUUCCGAUGAUUGUUAGUAUUAAAGUUGUUCGAGAUCCAGCGCCAAAUCAGUAUAUGUUGAUUAUCAAGUUCAAGGAACAUAAUGAUGCUGUAACAUUCUACGAGGAAUUCAACAAUUGCCCGUUUAAUGAUCUCGAAUCGUAUUGUUGCACGCUUUUCUUUGUGGAUAGAAUUGAAUGUACAACGUCGAAUGAUCUCUUCUCCUCCGAUGAUACAUCUCUUACGGAGCUUCCAACUUGUGCAGUUUGUCUGGAACGAAUGGAUGAUAGUGUUCUUGCAAUUCUAUGUAAUCAUUCAUUUCAUGCUCGUUGCCUGGAACAAUGGGCAGACAAUACUUGUCCAGUCUGUCGAUAUGUUCAAUCUCCAGAAGUUGUCGCAGAGCAACGUUGUAAUGAUUGUGGAAUGAGCAACGAUCUAUGGAUUUGUCUAAUUUGUGGAAAUAUAGGUUGUGGAAGAUACGCAGAACAACAUGCACAACGACAUUGGGAGCUCACUUCACAUACUUAUAGUUUGAAAGUUGGAGGAGAACGAGUCUGGGAUUAUGCUGGAGACAAUUACGUGCAUAGAUUGAUUGAAAAUGGAGCUGAUGGGAAACUUGUCGAGUAUCAGAGAGAAUCGAAUGCGAGCUUUGAUGACAAAAACCAAAAGGGUGGAGACAAGCUUGAGGGAAUCAAACUCGAAUACACUCUACUCCUGACCAGUCAACUUGAGGAUCAACGGAAAUAUUUUGAAGGUCUACGUCACGAUAUGGAGCAAACGAUGUCAAAAAUGGAGAAAACUGCUUAUGCUCAAGUAGAGAAUCUCGAGCAUCAACUGACGGAACGAUCAACUGAAUUGAAAUCAUUAAAAGGAGAUUUAGAUGAUACUGUGACGGCGAGAAAAGUGGCAGAGAAACGAGCAACGCAGACAAAUGAAAAAGUGAAUAAGCUUGCAAAUGAGUUGAAAGAUGAACGUGAAAUAAAUCAAAUGUUGAGAAAAGAUCAGCAAGUGUGGAAAGGUCAAGUGGAAAAGCUUAUUGAAAGUCAGAAAACUGCUCGAACCGAGUAUGAAAAGAAAAUCGAAGAUCUUCAGUCACAAGUCAAUGAUCUUUUGAUGCAUUUUGAAACUCAAAAUAAGCUGAAAGAGCAGUUGGAUGCUGGAAAAAUAACUCAAGAGGAAAUAACUGAAAGUCAAGUUGAACUCGAUUCGUCGUCCUCCUCGUCGAGAAAAUUGAACAGAAAGAAGAAAAAGUAGUUGGCAUCUCAGGAGAUCCAUGUCCUAUUUAAUUUUUGCAUAUUGAACAUUUCUUUAAUAGUCUUUUCAUAUAUGGUUAGUCUCACUUGAAUAUUUAUUCGCUUUCUUUCGCGUAUCUCAUCGAAUUUUGUGCGGUAUAUAUGUAUGCAGCCGGUAGUUUAUUUAAUGCAUUCGCUUAUGAAUAAAAUGAUAUCGU